Molecule: messenger RNA, 732 nt
Organism: Nematocida major
Lineage: Eukaryota; Fungi; Microsporidia
Product: exosome complex component RRP40
Exons: 1
Coding region: 1-732 (243 amino acids)
Biological process (GO): U4 snRNA 3'-end processing; CUT catabolic process; TRAMP-dependent tRNA surveillance pathway
Cellular component (GO): nuclear exosome (RNase complex); cytoplasmic exosome (RNase complex)
Molecular function (GO): RNA binding
Source: RefSeq, a predicted model, not a curated record
AUGAUCUUAAAGCCAGGCGAAGAAAUUAAAACAAAGUGCCACAAUGUUUCAGUGGGGAUAAAGCACAGAAGGCGAGAAAAGGCGCCAUCCUGCACGAAUUCCAACGAGAACACUCCCCGUGCAGUGGCAUAUGCUAACACCGGGUGCUUUGCAGGAAACUAUGCGGGCCCGUGCGGAGAACUUCCUGCAAGAGCCGAGUAUAUCAGCAGGCUCGCAGAGGGGGACAAGGAGAGCGAGUACGACAAGGUCUCUUCUGCGAUAGGGGAGCUUCUCUCCCUGGACAAGCGAAACUACUGGGUAAACUACAAGCAGUACAGAUACAUGCCCCUUCUGGACGACAUUGUCUUGGGGGUGGUGAAGGGGAAGGGAAAAGAGAGCUACAAAGUGGACAUUGGAGCGCCCUCCUAUGCAACAAUAAAUUGCCUGGACUUUCCCUCCGCAACAAAAAGAAACCGAGUUAAUUUAUCAGUGGGCGAUGUUAUCCUGGCGCAAGUCGUGGAUGACUCUGCACACGCGGAGUGCAUCAUUUCCUGCAGGACGGAGGCUGUCCGGGGAAUGGGCGUGCUGAAAGAGGGCGCUCUCCUGAAGGUGGGCAUUCUGCAGGCCAGAAAGUGUCUCCUCCAUCCGCCAAAUCUUGCUGUUUCUGGGUCCACGGUCUUCUCCAUGAACGGAUUCGCGUGGGUCUCUCCCCCGGGGCAGGGCAACAUCCGGGAAAUACUCGGGAAAGUGUAG